AAGGCAAAGUGGCCAGGAUCCCAAACUGGCACAGCGUGUCCUGCGUUGUUGGCGACAGCGAGCGCUGGGUGUGUGAAGCCCCUGUUCGCGGCCAGCAGUGCGCCCCGGCUGCUCCCGAGGACGCCCGCCGGCCACCAUGGGCGCCCGAGUUCAGCCAGAUCGCAAACAGUUGCCGCUGGUCCUACUGAGACUGCUCUGCCUUCUCCCCACAGGACUGCCUGUCCGCAGCGUGGAUUUUAACCGAGGUACCGACAACAUCACCGUGAGGCAGGGGGACACAGCCAUCCUCAGGUGUGUUGUAGAAGACAAGAACUCAAAGGUGGCUUGGUUGAACCGCUCUGGCAUCAUUUUCGCUGGACAUGACAAGUGGUCUCUGGACCCCCGGGUUGAGCUGGAGAAACGCCAUUCUCUGGAAUACAGCCUUCGAAUCCAGAAGGUGGAUGUCUAUGAUGAGGGUUCCUAUACUUGCUCCGUACAGACACAGCAUGAGCCCAAGACCUCCCAAGUUUACUUGAUUGUGCAAGUUCCACCAAAGAUCUCCAAUAUCUCCUCGGAUGUCACUGUGAAUGAGGGUAGCAAUGUGACUCUGGUCUGCAUGGCCAACGGACGCCCUGAACCUGUUAUUACCUGGAGACACCUUACACCAACUGGAAGAGAAUUUGAAGGAGAAGAAGAGUAUCUGGAGAUUCUUGGCAUCACCAGGGAGCAGUCAGGCAAAUACGAGUGCAAAGCUGCCAAUGAAGUCUCCUCGGCAGAUGUAAAACAAGUCAAGGUCACUGUGAACUAUCCUCCCACUAUCACAGAGUCCAAGAGCAAUGAAGCCACCACAGGGCGACAAGCUUCACUCAAAUGUGAAGCUUCAGCAGUGCCUGCACCUGACUUUGAGUGGUACCGGGAUGACACCAGGAUAAAUAGCGCCAACGGCCUUGAAAUCAAGAGCACGGAGGGCCAGUCCUCACUGACGGUGACCAAUGUUACUGAGGAACACUAUGGCAACUAUACCUGCGUGGCUGCCAAUAAGCUGGGAGUCACCAACGCCAGCCUAGUCCUUUUCAAGCGUGUGUUACCCACUAUCCCCCACCCUGUUCAAGAAAUUGGCACCACCGUGCACUUCAAGCAACAAGGACCUGGCUCGGUGAGAGGAAUCAAUGGAUCCAUCAGCCUGGCCGUACCACUGUGGCUGCUGGCAGCAUCUCUGCUCUGCCUUCUCAGCAAAUGUUAAUAGAAUUAAAA
Ochotona princeps (American pika) is the source of this 1233-nucleotide messenger RNA. RefSeq names its product limbic system associated membrane protein (gene LSAMP). The transcript is spliced from 9 exons. The record is from RefSeq and is a predicted model, not a curated record. The coding region runs from base 137 to 1222 and encodes 361 amino acids. Gene Ontology annotation, biological process: homophilic cell-cell adhesion. NCBI's taxonomy places the organism in Eukaryota, Metazoa, Chordata, Mammalia, Lagomorpha, Ochotonidae. Gene Ontology annotation, cellular component: neuron projection; plasma membrane.